UAGGGUUAAAACUUGGAACGCUACUCAACAGCUCACUGUAAAACGACACCGUGCAAACUCUUAAAAUAAGUUAGCACUCUCCUUUCUAGAGAGCCGUCUCUUCUCCUCCUUUCCAGUAGAGUUAUAGAAGAGAACUUCGUGCUUCUUCUUCACUUGCUAAAAAUCACACAACACACUUUCUCUCUUUCCCUACUCGCUAACAGAUCCGAUCUAGGGUUUCAUUUUUUCCACCAAUAUGUCAAUCGCCGCUCAGACACUUGAUAUUCUCGGCGAUAGACAGUCCGGCCAGGACGUUCGCACUCAAAACGUGAUGGCUUGUCAAGCAGUCGCCAAUAUUGUUAAAUCUUCCCUCGGUCCUGUUGGCCUCGACAAGAUGCUGGUGGAUGAUAUUGGAGAUGUAACGAUUACCAAUGACGGUGCGACUAUUCUUAAGAUGUUAGAAGUAGAGCACCCGGCUGCUAAGGUGCUUGUAGAGUUGGCUGAGCUUCAAGACCGAGAAGUUGGAGAUGGGACAACUUCAGUUGUUAUUGUAGCUUCAGAGUUGCUUAAGAGAGCAAAUGAUCUAGUGAGGAAUGGGAUUCACCCUACUUCUAUAAUCAGUGGAUAUAGACUUGCUAUGAGGGAAGCAUGCAAAUAUGUUGAAGAAAAAUUGGCAGUGAAGGUUGAAAAGCUUGGAAAAGACUCUUUGGUAAACUGUGCCAAGACAAGUAUGUCCUCAAAGCUGAUAGGCGGUGACAGUGACUUCUUUGCUAAUUUGGUUGUUGACGCUGUACAAUCAGUAAAGAUGACCAAUGUAAGAGGGGAAGUCAGAUACCCCAUCAAGGGCAUCAAUAUUUUGAAAGCUCAUGGCAAGAGUGUGAAAGAUAGCUACCUUUUGAAUGGAUAUGCUCUAAAUACCGGUCGUGCUGCUCAAGGAAUGCUUAUGAAAGUCGCACCUGCAAGAGUUGCGUGCCUUGACUUCAAUCUUCAGAAGACAAAGAUGCAAUUGGGUGUACAAGUCUUGGUCACUGAUCCUAGGGAGCUUGAUAAAAUUCGUCAAAGAGAAGCUGAUAUGACAAAGGAACGCAUUGAGAAACUCUUGAAAGCUGGAGCAAAUGUUGUAUUAACUACAAAAGGAAUUGAUGACAUGGCCCUUAAGUAUUUUGUGGAGGCUGGGGCUAUUGCUGUGAGACGUGUUAGGAAGGAGGAUAUGCGCCAUGUCGCCAAGGCAACUGGUGCAACAUUGGUUUCAACAUUUGCUGAUAUGGAAGGGGAGGAAACAUUUGAGCCAUCAUUUCUGGGAUAUGCUGAUGAAGUUGUAGAGGAGCGAAUUGCUGAUGAUGAUGUCAUUCUGAUUAAGGGGACAAAAAAUACUAGUGCAGUCUCCUUGGUUCUCCGAGGUGCAAACGAUUAUAUGCUUGAUGAGAUGGAGAGGGCACUUCAUGAUGCCUUAUCUAUUGUUAAGAGGACACUUGAAUCUAAUACGGUAGUAGCAGGAGGAGGGGCGGUUGAGUCUGCCUUAUCUGUGUAUUUGGAGUACCUUGCUACAACUCUGGGAUCACGAGAACAGUUGGCAAUUGCUGAGUUUGCUGAAUCUUUAUUAAUUAUACCUAAGGUGCUUGCUGUCAAUGCUGCUAAGGAUGCCACCGAGUUAGUUGCUAAACUACGCGCUUACCACCACACAGCUCAAACAAAGGCUGAUAAAAAGCAGUUGUCCAGCAUGGGCCUAGAUCUUUUAAAGGGGACUGUUCGCAACAACUUAGAGGCUGGAGUAAUUGAGCCUGCCAUGAGCAAAGUGAAGAUAAUUCAGUUUGCCACUGAAGCAGCAAUAACUAUUCUUCGGAUCGAUGACAUGAUCAAGCUUGUCAAAGAUGAGAGUCAGAAUGAUGAGCAAUAGGGACAGUGUAGUUGAAGAUCCACAUAUCAUUUUUCUCGGUUUCCUUUAUUUUCUUAAAAUUUUCCUGUCUAUGGAGAGAGUAUAAGGGGGUUGUGGGCGAUGGGUUCUGUGUUGUUUGUAAUUGGCAUGGCACUGAAAGGGAUCUAUUUGCAUUUGGUUCCUUGUUGUCGCCCUUGAAUUUAUUUCUGCUGGUUUUGUGGCAACCUAGUCUCUACUCGUACUCUGAAGCUGUAGUGCUGUAGGCGUAGAUGUAGCCGAAGGUCCUUUGGACCCUGGAACCUGUUCUGUAUUUGAAAGGUGUUGACUGAUGAUCGUGGCUUAUGAUAAGCUGGAGCUCUUUUACCU
Molecule: messenger RNA, 2221 nt
Organism: Populus nigra (black poplar)
Lineage: Eukaryota; Viridiplantae; Streptophyta; Magnoliopsida; Malpighiales; Salicaceae
Product: T-complex protein 1 subunit alpha
Exons: 17
Coding region: 236-1876 (546 amino acids)
Biological process (GO): protein folding
Cellular component (GO): chaperonin-containing T-complex
Molecular function (GO): ATP-dependent protein folding chaperone; ATP hydrolysis activity; ATP binding
Source: RefSeq, a predicted model, not a curated record